UCCCCAUUCCACGCUGCUUCGGCGCCCGGCACCAACCUCCCCCCCUCCCCACUUCGCCGCCGGCGGGUGGAGUCGGGCCGGAGCAGCCGCUUUUUACCAAAGCCUACCAAACUAUCCGGCGACCAUGGGGCACGGCGUCAGCUGCGCCCGCACCGGCGACGAGCACGACUACUUCCGCGCGGCGCAGCUCGGGGACCUCGACGCCCUGGCCGCGCUCCUCGCCGCCGACACCUCCCUCGCCCGCCGCGCCACGCUCUACGACCGCCUCUCCGCGCUCCACAUCGCCGCCGCCAAUGGGCGCCUCGAGGUGCUGUCCAUGAUCUUGGAUAACGGGGUGCCGCCGGACGUUGUGAAUCGGCACAAGCAGACUCCGCUGAUGCUCGCGGCGAUGCACGGCAAGAUUGACUGCGUGCUCAGGCUCCUCCAGGCCGGCGCCAAUAUCUUGAUGUUCGAUUCGGUACACGGGCGGAGCUGCCUGCACCACGCUGCCUACUUCGGCCAUGUCGACUGCCUGCAGGCCAUCCUCUCGGCGGCGCAGACGACGCCGGUGGCCGACUCAUGGGGUUUCGCCCGGUUCGUCAACGUCAGGGACGACCACGGCGCCACGCCGCUGCAUCUCGCGGCCAGGCAGGGGCGGCCAGGGUGCGUGCAGAUGUUGCUGGAGAACGGCGCCAUUGUAUCCGCUUUGACCGGCUCGUACGGGUUCCCUGGUAGCACAUCGUUGCAUCUGGCUGCUCGCAGUGGGAACCUGGAUUGCAUCCGGAAACUGCUUGCCUGGGGAGCAGAUCGUCUCCAAAGGGACUCUGCAGGGAGAAUUCCCUAUGCUGUUGCACUGAAGCGCAACUACGAAGCAUGUGCGGCUUUGCUAAACCCUUCAUCAGCUGAGCCCAUGGUGUGGCCUUCCCCACUUAAGUUCAUCAGCGAGCUCGAUCCGGAAGCAAAGGCUCUCCUGGAAGCAGCCCUGAUGGAAGCCAACAGGGAGAGGGAGAAGAAGAUCUUGAAGGGCACAAAGUACUCUCUGCCGUCGCCUUCGCAUUGCGAUGCCGAUGUUGUGGACGAUGCAUCCUCAGAGGUGAGCGACUCGGAGCUGUGCUGCAUCUGCUUCGACCAGGCAUGCACCAUCGAGGUGCAGGACUGCGGGCACCAGAUGUGCGCGCCGUGCACGCUGGCGCUGUGCUGCCACAGCAAACCCAACCCGACGACCCUAACGCUGCCGUCGCCAGCCUGCCCAUUCUGCCGCGGCAGCAUCUCGCGGCUGCUGGUGGCCCGGACAAGCACGCCCAGUGACCCCGAGAAGGCAGCCUUCUCCCCGCAGCUAUCCCGGCGGCGGUCUCGGCGGUCUCACAACCUCAGUGAUGGGGGCAGCAGCAGCUUCAAGGGGCUCUCGUCCGCCAUGGGGUCCUUCUCCAAGAUCGGGCGCGGCUCGAGCCGGAUGGUCGACAGCGACAGUGGCAGCCUGGACAAGCCCGAGCACGACCUGUGAAGCAGACUGCCUGCGGGCGGUCAAGUGGUAAAGCCAAGCAGCCGUCACCGCCAGCGGCUUUCCGAGAGUCAGAAGACGGGCAAUCCCAAUCCAAGCAAUGUGUCGGGAGAGGUGAUCGUGAGUUUAUAUAGAUAGGAGCUAAAUAAGUAGUGUCUCGCUAUGUCUCUGUCUGUCUGCCCUAUUUUUCCGGCGUGCCAGGAUUCACCUGGCCGCGCCAUAUUCCAUUGUCACCACCACAAGCUAUAGAUUCCUUGGCGUCCCAUUCCUAUGCUAUGCUUGCUUGAACCA
Messenger RNA from Panicum hallii, 1771 nucleotides. Its product is annotated as E3 ubiquitin-protein ligase XB3. The transcript is spliced from 8 exons. The coding region runs from base 125 to 1483 and encodes 452 amino acids. The record is from RefSeq and is a predicted model, not a curated record. NCBI's taxonomy places the organism in Eukaryota, Viridiplantae, Streptophyta, Magnoliopsida, Poales, Poaceae. Gene Ontology annotation, molecular function: protein binding.